Molecule: messenger RNA, 1557 nt
Organism: Suillus subaureus
Lineage: Eukaryota; Fungi; Basidiomycota; Agaricomycetes; Boletales; Suillaceae
Exons: 5
Coding region: 1-1557 (518 amino acids)
Biological process (GO): telomerase catalytic core complex assembly
Molecular function (GO): telomerase RNA binding
Source: RefSeq, a predicted model, not a curated record
AUGGCAUCUCCAGGUUUUGCAUUCAUCCCCCGAAAUAUUUCCAAAGGUGGGAAACACCAAGGCACUUCUACUCACGGACUCUCCUCACAUAAAUCGGAAUCGACACCUGCCAUCGACAGGGAAUCAGCGUACCCAGGACCGUCCGUGAGCGACAAAGGAAAAUGGAAAGUGUCUGAACCGUCGGCAAAACCAGUCUACAACGAGAAAAAUAUAUCUAUUCUUGUCGUUCUCGCGUUUUCGGACUAUGCUCUUUGGCUUGACUCAGAUCUGAGGAGGAAAACCGAAGAGUCUCUUCAGAGCGAGGAGUAUGAUGCUGGAUUUUUACCUCUCAGCUACUUGAUGCGUCGCGCUUUUGGUAGAGAGAACUUGGGUCAAGAAUAUAUGCCGACUGAAGCAAACACGGUAAAAGCAAUUCGGACCUACGCUGGCGAUGUGCUUGAGGUUAGAAUGCUUGUAUCUGCUCCAUCUGCAGAGAGGAGCUCGAUUGGCGGUUAUGAAGUACGGAGGAAGGAUUGGUCAACAUUAUUGGAUAACACAACUCGUGAAUUCACUCGGGGUCAAUGGGAUGAUCAUACUAUUUACAUGGAAAAUAUACCUGCACAAUAUCACACAAUACCUGGCAUCAUUCGAUUUGCGCAAGGGUUACUGUCUCGAUGUCCAGGAUCAUCGGCCCCGAUUCCAAUCCAAAAUGUCACACUUCCCUCACACCACUUAGAUAAAAUCGAGGACCGUCCAAAAUGUAAAGGCUUCGCACUAGUUACUCUAUGUAACGCAGAGUUAUGUCAGAUUUUUCUUGAAUCAUGGCCUUGGACGCGGCCAUUCCAACCUGCCGAAUCAGACGACUCUAGUCUCGCUGAAGAUAACUUGGAGACCAAAGAAGCCUCGAAGUUCGGGUUUCGCACUCUACCAAAAGCGUGCUGGGAUAGAUUGAACGAGGAGUAUCUCGCUUACCGCCAGAAAUUGAUCAACGAGUUAGCGGAUGCCAACGAACCCCCACACAUCUCACCUGACCCCGAUGUACAGGACGUCGCUGAUGGCGUUUUGGAAGACACCCCUCCCCCGCCUAGGAACGUAACAACUAUGUACUCACCGUACCCCUUCGGCUGUCUUGUCUUUGCCCGAAAUCUGCAUCUCGAAACAAAUAAGACCACCCUUCGAGCGCUAUUCGCUACUGCAUUCGGGUCGUCCCCUGUAAACCCCGCUGGGAUCGACUACGUCGAUUUCAACAAAGGAAUGGACUCUUGCUAUCUUCGGCUUGCCUCGCCUGAGCAUGGACGUAUUUUAGUCGAUCACUUCUCUGGCCAGCCUGUGGUACAGUCUCACGGCCUUGACGACAUAGGCAAGACUCCUGGAACGUCCCAAAAGGCCAUCUCAACGGAAAUCAUCGAAGGGAAAAAGGAGGAAGUUUAUUGGGAGAAAGUUCCAGAGAAAGUCAGACGACAGGCUGUGGAGAAAGUAAUGAAGGCUCUCAAUGGCAAACAACCAUCGGCUCCCGUGCACACUGCAUACGAGCACUCCGAGGAAAGCAGGCCGCGGAAAAAGAGAAAUCGCGGCUAA